GCAUCCCCGACCUUUUCUUCCUCCAGUUCCAUUACCGUCUCAGAUCGUCACUGCUGCAGAGCCUUCCCACACGGCAGAGCCUUAGUCUAGCUCGCCACGCUGGCGUCCGCUGCUUCUCUCGCUUCUUUUGCCACUCGAGGUUUGUUCUCCGCUACAGCGCGCAACCGUCGUGCGUCGUCAAUCUCCAGGAGCCGUCUGUGGGGCGAUUCUAGGGUAUCCUUCUUCCGCCACCGGUUUCAUUCUCCCCGCCUCGUCAUGGCGUCCGCCCAGCAGUACAGCGCGGAGGAGAUCCACAAGAUGUCGGAGCAGGACAAGCAGGACCUGGAGCGCCGUGUGCAGGAAGGAGAGACCGUGGUGAAGGGCGGAACUGGAGGCAAGUCGCUGGAGGCACAGCUGCACCUGGCGGAAGGACGCCACAAGGGCGGCGAGAGGGGCGGGCAGGCGCGCGCGGAGCAGAUAGGCAGCGAGGGGUACCAGGAGGUGGGGCGCAAGGGCGGGCUCUCCACCGUGGAGCAGUCCGGCGGGGAAGCUGCUGCUGAGAAGGGCCAGGGGACACUCGAGGGGGGCCAUACCACACGUGCGCAUGCGGAAUCUGCUGCCGCCAAGCACCAGUAUGCGUACGAGGAAGUUCACAAAAUGUCUGCGGACCAGCGCAAGGAGCUGGAGAAGCGUGCAGAGGCAGGAGAGACUGUGGUGAAAGGGGGCACAGGGGGCAAGUCCCUGGAUGCACAGCUGCACCUGGCGGAAGGUCGCCACCGUGGCGGGGAGAGUCGCAGGCACAGGUAGAUAAUGCCUGUCUGGUGUGUGCCUGAACUGAUGCUCUAGGACGUGAACUGCAGUUGCAGCAGUUCAGUUGUUGGCCUGUCACCUGGAAUUGUGUUUCCAGCCACUGCUGAAAAUAACUCAUGGGUGGGAGCUGGUAGCUGGCCUUGCGUGAAACAAAAGGGCAGAGAAGGAAGGCUCCAAGCAUUGUCUGGAUGGUUGGUGUAGCUGCUAGAUGUGGGGUUUAGAACUGCUUGUGAUGAGGCUGUUGCAAAUAAUUUUAGUGCAGAAAA
Messenger RNA from Closterium sp. NIES-67, 1055 nucleotides. Lineage: Eukaryota; Viridiplantae; Streptophyta; Zygnematophyceae; Desmidiales; Closteriaceae. The record is from the annotation of a GenBank genome assembly.